This is a messenger RNA of Raphanus sativus (radish), 2701 nucleotides long. Its product is annotated as pentatricopeptide repeat-containing protein At3g12770. The record is from RefSeq and is a predicted model, not a curated record. The coding region runs from base 132 to 2216 and encodes 694 amino acids. Gene Ontology annotation, biological process: RNA modification. Gene Ontology annotation, molecular function: zinc ion binding; protein binding; RNA binding. NCBI's taxonomy places the organism in Eukaryota, Viridiplantae, Streptophyta, Magnoliopsida, Brassicales, Brassicaceae. The transcript is spliced from 2 exons.
AUAUGGAAUGGUGAAACUAUUAUGUGAAAAUACAAUUUUUAAUACGAGAUACAGUUGUUUUUUAUGGAGAUGAAUAUGGCGAAGACUGUGAGUUAUGACCAAUAUAUUGUCAGGAGGACAGAGUCAUAACAAUGUCGGAAGCAUCUCUUCUUGCUUCUCCUUUUCUCCACACCAAUAGCGGGAUCCAUUCAGAUUCUUUCUACGCCUCGCUUAUCGAUAGCUCCACUCACAAACCUCAGCUCAGGCAAAUCCACGCACGUUUACUGGUUCUGGGUUUGCAGUUCAGUGGCUUCUUGAUCACCAAGCUCAUUCACGCGAGCUCUUCCUUUGGCGACAUCCUUUUCGCACGCAAGGUGUUCGACGAAUUGCCUCGCCCUCAGAUAUACCCUUGGAACGCUAUCAUCACGGGUUAUUCAAGAAACAAUCUCUUCCAAGAUGCGGUUCUCAUGUAUUCCAAGAUGCAGCUCGCUCGUGUUCCUCCUGAUUCUUUCACUUUCCCUCAUCUUCUCAAAGCUUGCGGUGGUUUGCCUCAUCUUAUGAUGGGUCGGCUCGUGCAUGCUCAGGUACUCAGGCUUGGAUUCGAAGCUGAUGGGUUUGUUCAGAACGGUCUCAUUGCUUUGUACGCGAAGUGCAGGCGUGUGGGGAGUGCGAGAAGUGUGUUUGAAGGACUGCCAAUGUCUGAGAGAACGGUGGUCACGUGGACGGCUAUUGUUUCAGCUUAUGCUCAGAACGGUGAGCCUGUGGAGGCGUUGGAGAUUUUCGGUCGGAUGAGGAAGAUAGAUGUGAAGCCUGAUUGGGUAGCUCUCGUCAGCGUUCUCAAUGCUUUCACUUGCCUGCAGGAUUUGGAGCAAGGGAGAGCUGUUCACGCUUCUGUUGUGAAGAUGGGUCUUGAAACAGAGCCUGACUUGCUCAUCUCUCUCAACACCAUGUACGCAAAGUGUGGCCAAGUCGAAACUGCCAAGAUUCUGUUUGGUAAGAUGAAGUCACCAAACUUGAUUUUGUGGAACGCCAUGAUCUCUGGCUAUGCGAAAAACGGUUAUGCCAAAGACGCUAUUGAUACGUUUCAUGAGAUGAUCAAUAAAGGUGUAAGACCUGACACCAUCUCUAUAACAUCUGCCAUUUCGGCUUGUGCUCAAGUAGGUUCUCUUGAGCAGGCUCGCUGGAUGGAUGAAUAUGUAGGCAGGAGCGACUACAGGGACGACGUUUUCAUUCGCAGCGCCUUAAUCGAUAUGUUUGCUAAAUGCGGAAGUGUAGAAAGCGCAAGAUCAGUUUUCGACAGAACACUUGAUAGAGAUGUUGUGGUGUGGAGUGCUAUGAUUGUUGGGUACGGACUGCACGGACGGGCAAGAGAAGCAAUCAGUCUAUACCGUGCAAUGGAGCGUGGUGGAGUGCAACCCAAUGACGUGACUUUUCUUGGGCUUCUCAUGGCUUGUAACCAUUCAGGCUUGGUAAGAGAAGGCUGGUGGUUCUUCAACCGGAUGACAGACCACAAAAUUAACCCGCAGCAGCAGCACUAUGCAUGCGUCGUUGAUCUCCUCGGUCGUGCUGGUCAUCUUGAUCAAGCUUAUGAGGUGAUCAGAUGCAUGCCUAUUCAGCCCGGUGUAACGGUUUGGGGAGCGUUCCUAAGCGCUUGCAAGAAGCAUCGCCACGUGAGUUUAGGAGAAUACGCAGCUCAACAACUUUUCUUAAUAGACCCAACCAACACUGGCCAUUACGUGCAGCUCUCUAAUCUGUACGCUGCAGCUCGUUUGUGGGACCGUGUUGCAGAGGUUCGAGUGAGAAUGAAGGAGAAAGGAUUGAGCAAAGACGUUGGAUGCAGCUGGGUCGAAGUAAGGGGAAGGUUGGAGGCUUUUCGAGUUGGUGAUAAGUCGCAUCCAAGAUAUGAAGAGAUUGAGAGACAAGUAGAGUGGAUUGAGAAUAAACUUAAGGAGAGUGGGUUUGUGGCGUACAAGGAUGCUUCGUUGCACGAUCUCAACGAUGAAGAAGCGGAGGAGACUCUUUGCAGCCACAGCGAAAGGAUAGCCAUUGCAUAUGGACUAGUAAGUACACCCCAAGGGACAACACUGCGGAUCACAAAGAAUCUGAGAGCUUGUGUGAACUGUCACGCUGCUACAAAAGUUAUCUCAAAGCUUGUGGGUAGAGAGAUCGUUGUGAGAGACACCAACCGGUUCCACCAUUUUAAGAAUGGUGUUUGUUCGUGCGGUGAUUAUUGGUAAUAGAAGAUAGAAACUGGAUUAGUCUGAAAGUUGGACAUCUUAGUUAUUUGAUCAUCAAAAUGUGAAGAUGAAGAUUCGGACAAGAACACACACAAGUCUAUUAAUAAAUAAUGAGCAAGGACCACUGUAAAAUAGAGCUGAGUACUUCUCCCAAUUGGCCAGUUACUUCUCAACAACGCUCUUGUCAUACAGGUACUCAACGAACUCAUCGAUGAGGUAAGGCCAUGCUCCUUCUGCGUCGUAAUUCGACAGUGCCGGGUCCACCGUCUGCAUCACAAACUACUGUCUCAAUCCUUAUAUCACAACAUGUAAGCUCAAUGACACAAUGAUAUCUAGUGUUUUCUAUUACCCUUGCAAACUCCAGGAGCUGUGCCCAUGUGUCUUUAGAUAUGGCCUUGUUGUGACGAUCCUGAUUUUGGGAAACAACAUUGUAUGAUUUGUAUCAGAAGGUACAGAAAUAUAAUAAUAAGAUCAUGCUUUGAAUG